This is a messenger RNA of Penicillium odoratum, 939 nucleotides long. Its product is annotated as urease accessory protein UreF. The transcript is spliced from 2 exons. NCBI's taxonomy places the organism in Eukaryota, Fungi, Ascomycota, Eurotiomycetes, Eurotiales, Aspergillaceae. The record is from RefSeq and is a predicted model, not a curated record. Bases 1 to 939 code for a protein of 312 amino acids. Gene Ontology annotation, molecular function: nickel cation binding.
AUGCUUACCGAUAAACCAACAUCCGAGGGCUUGGAGCUUGAGAUCUCCCAACUCGAAGCACGUCUCCAUGAUCUACGCUCACAACUCGAUACCACCUACACUUCCCCACACACAGACAAGAAACAAUGGUCAAUCCCAUCAGAUCUAUAUAAUAAUGAAGUUCAAUCGGAGUCCUUCCGAACUGACUCCCUCCACGCACUUCUUCUCCUCUCCGACUCAGCCCUCCCAUUGGGCUCAUUUGCAUACUCCAGCGGGCUGGAGUCCUACCUCGCACACAACAAACCUCUCCGCACAACCCCAUCAGUCUCAUUCCACCGCUUCCUUAAACUCUCCAUCGCCUCAAUCGCAAGCACAACUCUCCCAUACGUGCUAGCAGGCUACCGCCACCCAGAAACCAUAGAAACCCUCGAUAACGACCUCGAUGCCUCCACCCCCUGCAUUGUAGCGCAGCGCGCCAGUGUAGCACAGGGACGCGCCUUGAUCGGCGUAUGGGAGCGUGCCUUCCGAGGUAGCUUCGCCGCUCCAAGCAGAAGCACCGAUACCGGAGCCCAGGUGGCAGUGACGUCGAUUGAUGAAUUCUCCGAUGCAUUGAAAUCGGUUCUCGGCGACGUGGAUGAAUAUGAUGUCGGACCUAAGGGUCAUUAUGCUCCACUUUGGGGUGUUGUUUGUCGCGCUAUGGGACUGGAUCUUCAGCAGACGGCUUAUAUCUAUAUUUUGAAUCAUGCCAAGUCGGUUCUGAGUGCUGCGGUGCGGGCAUCUGUGAUGGGACCGUACCAGGCGCAGAAUAUUCUGGCGAGUCAGAGCUUGCAGGAUACCAUGAUGGCUCGGAUUAAGCGGGAGUGGAAUACUCAGGUUGAGGAGGCUGGGCAGGUUGUGCCAGCGUUGGAUUUAUGGGUUGGUAGACAUGAGCUCCUAUAUAGUCGGAUCUUUAACUCAUAA